Molecule: messenger RNA, 1053 nt
Organism: Nicotiana tabacum (common tobacco)
Lineage: Eukaryota; Viridiplantae; Streptophyta; Magnoliopsida; Solanales; Solanaceae
Product: ras-related protein RABB1b
Molecular function (GO): GTP binding; GTPase activity
Source: RefSeq, a predicted model, not a curated record
UUGUUUCUGAAAGAAGAUGCCUUGCUUAAAUACGUUUCCUCCAGAAAUCUCUAAACAAAAUCUGGACGUCACCCCUUAAAUUACUUUAGUGUUAUCCAUUUGCCCUUUAUAUUUCUACUGUAUAGUUUCUCCGGCGAGAUAACUCAGUUCCGGCGAUAAUCAUCUUCAUCGGAAAAUGUCUUACGACUAUCUCUUCAAGUACAUAAUCAUCGGAGAUACAGGAGUGGGGAAAUCGUGUUUGCUGCUGCAAUUCACUGACAAGAGGUUUCAACCAGUGCAUGAUCUCACUAUUGGAGUCGAGUUUGGGGCUCGUAUGGUCACCAUUGACAGCCGGCCAAUUAAACUCCAAAUUUGGGACACUGCUGGACAGGAAUCUUUCAGAUCCAUCACCAGGUCAUAUUACAGGGGAGCUGCUGGCGCACUUCUGGUUUAUGACAUCACCAGGAGAGAAACUUUUAAUCAUCUAGCCAGCUGGCUUGAAGAUGCUAGGCAGCACGCAAAUCCAAAUAUGACCAUAAUGCUAGUAGGAAAUAAGAGUGAUCUGUCGCACCGUAGAGCUGUCAGUAAAGAGGAGGGAGAACAAUUUGCAAAAGAAAAUGGGCUUUUGUUUCUUGAGGCAUCCGCUAGAACAGCUCAGAAUGUUGAGGAGGCCUUUAUACAGACUGCUGCUAAGAUUCUUCAAAAGAUCCAAGAAGGUGUUUUUGAUGUCUCCAACGAGUCAUCUGGAAUCAAGAUUGGGUAUGGACGUACCCAAGGUCCAGCUGGUCCACGGGAUGGAGCGGUUGCUCAAAGAGGUGGAUGCUGCGGCUAGUGUCAGAUAGGUCUAAGUUGUAAUGAUACUGAUAAACUUGCUUUUGUCCUCACUCAACUGAGUGAUCACAAGACUUGUACAGCUCAAAUUCAGUUCCUCAUCUGUAUGACUCAAUUUACUCCUAUUAUUCAGAGUAAAUAGGUUCUUGAGGAGCGUGUUGAAUUCCGGUACAUGUGAUGUUUGUGUUACAUACAAAGUUUAUCUAGUAAAUGGAUUGAGUUCAGCUCCUUUGGUUUUGAUUA